Penicillium maclennaniae is the source of this 2184-nucleotide messenger RNA. Its product is annotated as tetratricopeptide repeat protein. Gene Ontology annotation, molecular function: protein binding. NCBI's taxonomy places the organism in Eukaryota, Fungi, Ascomycota, Eurotiomycetes, Eurotiales, Aspergillaceae. The record is from RefSeq and is a predicted model, not a curated record. The transcript has 3 exons. The coding region runs from base 1 to 2184 and encodes 727 amino acids.
AUGGAUACAAGAGGAAAGCUGAGCGACUGCCGCUCCAUCUCCCACGACACUCUGCGGAAUGGACUACCCUCGCCGCGCAUCGAACACUAUGACGGCGAAGUCCCGCCCGCCCUCUCUCCCCUGAGAUGCUUUCGCUGCUCAGGGGCAGACCGGCGCAUGAGUCGCCUGCCUCCUUCCAGCGUGGCUCGAUCGCUUUCUCAAGGUCGACCGGGCUACUUCCGUGGCGCCUCCAGCGAUUCACAUACACAUACUCUCACGCGAAGACCGACACAGAAGGCGCGGCCGGAGUUUGAGGAGCCCAAAUACCGCCCCGUGUCAGAGCACCCCCGUUUCAGUUCCAUCUCACAUGCUACCACCAACUCCGACCUUGACGACGAUGAUGAGUCUACGCCCCGCACCACAAUGGUCCAAACCAAUUCCUUCGAGAUGCCGCGUGCUGAAUCUCCCGAUGAGGACCUCGUGCUCGCACGCGAAUCGGAGGAUUCAGUCGGGGUUGCCAUGUUUGACCCGUCUCGGCAAAACUCGACCGACUCGGUGUCAUCACGUCUUCACAUACCUCGGACUCUUGCGCCACCGGUCUCGCCUCAUUCGCGACCGUCAAGCAGUGCCAGAGUGACGCACCCGGAGAGCUCUGAUGAUGACUAUAGCAGCUCGAAUGCAGGCUCCACCUUCUCUAAACCGCGGAAGCUGUCAUCUGCGAGUGCCGUGUCCUUGCCAUACUCGCCCAUGUCAACUUAUCCCGUUCGCGGCCCUCACCCGCGAUCGCCCUCUAUGAGCUCAGAAACAUCGUAUACUGGGCAUCUCCCUAGACCUUCCUUCAACUUUUCCCGACCCCUCAGCCGAUCCAGCACCAGCUUGUCGGCUCCAGGCCCUUCAGCAACACUUGAGCCCAAUACAGCAUCGCAAUCGCAGCCUUGGAACCAACCUAGCCAUAUGCAUCGUGCGAGCAAGCCCACCCCGAUCCUUUUGCCAUUGGCAACGGAAGCAGCAGCUGCAACCGUACCUAAUGAUGGUGAACCUUCGUCCGCCGUCUCCUCCUACGUGUACGCUAAAUAUGAUCUGCCCCGUGGACGCGAGCUUUCAAGAGACUCGGUGGUCUUUGCAGGCUUACAGACACCUCAUUUCGAAUGGAAUGAGCAUAAUCCAAUGUUUGAGAAAACCCCGCCUCGAAAUUCAGAUGAUCAUCCGCGCUCGGCUCGUACGCCGCCGCCCUCCAUGUGUCGUGAGCUGGAGAACUCCCCCAAGCCGCACUCGAUGUAUGAGGUGUCCCCCCCCUCAGCUCCCAAAUCAGUACCCCUGCCGCCAUCGCCGCCCAAGUCCCAGCCGGCACCGGCACCGGCACCGACAGUGUCUGGACCCCGCAAGUCCAGCGAAUCUGCAAAACAACAGACCGCGAGCACCAAUGACAAGGUCGAGAAUGUCUCAUCUGCGGACUCAGCGAGCACUUUGCGCCCGCAAACCGCUGGAACCCAAGCAUCGUCGCGCAACAUGACUGCCGAUGAUCAUGUGUCAAAGGGCAUCGAACUGCACGAGAAGGGUUCCUUGAACGAGUCAACAUACCAUCUGCGGGUUGCGGCCAAGCAGAACCACCCCACUGGAAUGCUGUUGUACGCACUCGCCUGCCGCCAUGGAUGGGGUAUGCGAUCCAACCAGCAAGAGGGCGUGCGAUGGUUACGCAAAGCCGUGGAUUCAGUUGGAUUGGAAAUGCUCGAAAACCCGGACGCCCCGGGUGCAUCCAAGGCGAAGGAGUUGCAAAAAGCCUAUCGGUCACAGUUUGCUCUCAGUAUCUACGAACUCGGUGUCAGCUAUUUGAACGGCUGGGGCAUUGAACAGGACAAGAGCCUGGCUUUGCGCUGUUUUGAAAUCGCCGGUCAAUGGGGUGAUGUAGAUGCUAUGGCUGAAGCCGGAUUUUGUUAUGCGGAAGGCGUUGGUUGCAAAAAGGAUAUGAAAAAGGCUGCGCGAUUCUAUCGUCAGGCCGAGGACAACGGCAUGAGCAUGGUCGGUAACAGCUGGAUUUAUAAGGAUAAAUACAUGGCCGAUGACGACUCUAAGGGUGGUCGUGGUCGCGGCCGCGGACGAACCGUUAGCGACAACAAGAAGGAUAAAAACGAGAAAAAGCCUCGCAGCAAGUCGCGCACUCGCAGCAUGUUUCAGCGCAAAAAGUCCAUUGUGCCUGAGGCAUAG